Microthlaspi erraticum is the source of this 4158-nucleotide messenger RNA. Lineage: Eukaryota; Viridiplantae; Streptophyta; Magnoliopsida; Brassicales; Brassicaceae. The record is from the annotation of a GenBank genome assembly.
AUGGCUCCUGGGCGUAAAAGAGGAGCGAGCAAAGCCAAGGCCAAGGGGCAAUUGAUUCUCGGUGAUCUGGUCCUUGCCAAAGUCAAAGGCUUCCCUGCUUGGCCUGCUAAGGUCAGCCGGCCUGAAGAGUGGGAUCGUGCGCCAGACCCAAAGAAGUACUUUGUUCAGUUCUUUGGAACACAGGAAAUAGCUUUUGUUGCGCCACCUGAUAUCCAAGUCUUCACUAGUGAGGCAAAGAGCAAACUAUUAGAAAGAUGUCAAGGGAAAACAGUCAAGUACUUCGCACAAGCUGUAAAGGAGAUUUGCUCCGCGUUUGAGGAGUUGCAAAAUCACAAGUCAGAUGUUUUGGGCAAUGAGGAUCACGAAGUUACUGAGUCUGAUGGAACUGAUACCUUUGAUUCUAGGGCUGAUCCUGGCCUUUCCAAAGUAGAUAAGAAUGAUAGUGGAGAGACUAAGGCUGAUACAGGGAAGCGAGAUUCAUCUCCAUUUCUGGAAUCAAAGAUCACAACCACAUCCUCUGGUAGCGAGUCACUGGAGCAUGAUUCAUAUGACCCGAAGAUAAAGAAGGAAGAUUUUGAUAAAGGAACUGCCGGUGAUGGUUGCACUGAACAUUUUGGUAAUGGCAAAAAGAAUCUGGCCAACGGUAAGAGAGUAAAGAAGGAAGCAGGAGGCUCAGACAGAAAAGGUGAAGAUACAGAUAACUCACAUGUGCCUGAUGGUCGAGCUGCUAGUGGUAAAUCUGAUUCCAAAAAGUCAAAAGGUCUAUUGACAGAGAAAUCUAGCUCCAAAGUGUCCGGAGGUAAGCAUGAAAAUUCAACUGGCAUCAAGGGUGGGGUUUCCAGCAAGAAAAGAAGGCUUGGAAGUGAAUCAGGGAAGCCUGGACCAAGAGAAGAUGAAAGCUCACGAGCUGCUAAAAAACCACGAUGUGAAGGUGCGAAUGAUAAAGAAAAGUGUGAAGUUGAUGAUGAAUCUGAUUCUACUGGGGCUGUAUCAGAUAUGAAGCGUGAAACUGUUUUAGGAUUAAGUGCUCGUGGAGGAAAUUUACAAUUUGAGAAAGAAGUAGUUGCAUAUACAAAGCGCCGCAGUCAAACAGAUGCUACCUCUCCUUCUCCUUCUUUUUCUGGGUCUCUUGAUAAAUCUGGGAAAGGCCAACUGGAACAGAAAGAUCGCUCGCCUUCUGUCAGUGAGAAAUCCGGGAAAGGUCUUCCGGAACAGAAAGACCGUUCCUCUUCUGUUAGUAACGUUAAGGUUCCAGCUGCACAGUCGCUAAGAAAACGGAGGGCUGUUUGUAUCUAUGACGAAGAUGAUGAUGAAGAUCCGAAAACCCCAUUACAUGGAAGACAAGCCGUUACUCCCAAAGCGACAUCAGUUUUGAUUGAUGGUCCUAAAAGUGCUAAGGUAUAUCAUGAUACUUCUACUAAAACUAAGAUAUCUGCUGGAUCUACAGAGAGUACUGGACUAAGGAGAGUACCUCUCCGUAAACAUAGUGAGGAUGCUUCGCGUGUGAUGUCCGAUAAUGUGCAGAAUUCUACUAGCUUACCCAUGGUAAAAUCCAUCAAUGAAUUGCAGCCAAAAGGUGUCAAGCAGAUCUUGCGAUCUCCUAAGAUGUCUCCACAGCUGGUGCCAACUAACAAGCACGUUGCAGGACAGCAUAAAGCUGCAAAAUCAUCUGUCAAAGUUUCUGGUGUUGUGAUGGCAAAGAAGCUUCAGAGUGAUUCUUGCAAGGAGGCAGUUGCGGGAUCUGAUAAAAUGAGCUCUUCUCAAUCUCAGCCAGCAAACCAGAGAAACAAACCAGCUUCAGUUGGAGAGAGGCCAACAGUGGCGUCAAAGGCUGUGGUACGUUUGAAUGAUGCUGGUAUUUCAAGAGAGACAUCUGAGGACUUGUCGGCUGCCAUGAUUGAUCUCAGUCGAGAAAAUUGGAGUGCCUCGUUCAUCAGUGCGAGGACCUCGGAUUCGGCUGCAUCUAUGAAGGACCUAAUUGCAGCUGCGCAGGCCAAAAGAAAACUAGCACAUUCACAAAAUUCCAUAUUUGGGAAUUUGAACCCUAGUUUCUUAAGCAUUAGUGAUACACAGAUGAGGAGCCAUAGCCCAUUUAUGGUUCAGAAUGCUUCAGCUUCCGCUGCCCUCGCAAUGCCUUUAGUUGUUAAUGGACAUCAACAAGAGUCUUCUCCAUCGAAUCAUGGGCAUCAGUCCUCAUCAAGAAAUCAAAAUGAGACUGAUGAUAAUGAAGAAAGAAGACUUAGUUCAGGGCAUAAGUCAGUUGGAGGUUCGCUUAGUGGUGGCACCGAUGCUGCUGUUUCUCGAGAUGCUUUUGAGGGCAUGAUAGAGACCUUAUCAAGAACUAAGGAAAGUAUCGGACGUGCAACACGCCUAGCAAUUGAUUGUGCUAAGUAUGGGAUUGCUAGUGAGGUGGUGGAACUCCUUAUACGAAAGUUGGAAAGUGAACCUCACUUCCAUCGUAAAGUGGACUUGUUCUUUCUUGUUGACUCUAUCACCCAGUGCUCGCACAAUCAAAAAGGUAUUGCUGGAGCCUCAUACGUUCCUACUGUGCAAGCUGCUUUGCCACGUCUUUUAGGUGCUGCUGCUCCUCCAGGGACCGAUGCUCGUGAUAACCGUCGUAAAUGUCUGAAGGUUCUGAGGUUGUGGCUUGAUAGGAAAAUUUUCCCUGAAUCCCUUCUGCGUCGUUAUAUUGAUGAUAUUGGAGCUUCUGGUGAUGAUGCAACUGUUGGGCUUUCCCUUCGACGUCCUUCUAGAUCUGAGCGUGCUGUAGAUGAUCCACUCAGGGAAAUGGAAGGAAUGCUUGUUGAUGAGUAUGGCAGCAAUGCAACUAUUCAGCUGCCUGGGUUUUUUUCUUGUCAUUCUUUUGAUGAUGAUGAAGAAGAUGACGAUCUUCCAUCAUCAGAAAGAGCAAAAAACACAUCUGCUGGGGAACCUUUCCAUGCUUUAGACGACUUGGAAAUACGUGAUUCGUCGGGUGAUAGACGCCAUCGAGUUUUGGAGGAUGUAGAUCGUGAACUUGAAAUGGAAGAUGUAUCUGGUCAGGGUAAAGAUGUAGCACCUUCCUCUUUCUGUGAGAAUGAGACAAAGAAGCCGUCACUGGAUGUGAGGGGACCAGUUGCAGAAAUGUCAACUGAGGUGCCUCCUCUUCCAGAGGAUUCUCCUCCGCUGCCUCACGAAUCACCUCCAUCUCCUCCACCUCUACCUCCUUCUCCCCCACCUCCAUCCCCACCUCCUCCGCCUUCAUCUCCGCCUCCAUUGCUGCCACCACUACCCCCCGCAGCGCAAUUCCCACCUCUUCCUCCACCUCCAUCUCAGCCUCCACCACCACCGCCCCUUUCACCUCCACCUUCACCGCCACCACCACCUCCACCGCCUGCACAAUCUAUAGCUUUACCACCAUCAUUAACAAAUCUACCAUCCAUACCUAGCCAUAAUCAGUUACCCCCUCAACUAGGAUUUCCUCCUCCAGCAUAUCCACUAUCACAUCAAGCAUACCCAGGAUCUAUGCAGCAAGACCGCUGUAAUAUUUUCACUGGUGAUCAAAUCGUCCAAGGGCCUGGAAGUUCUUUACGUGGAAGUCAUGUUGAGGGUGCUGGAAAAUCCGAAUUCUUCGUGCAGCAGCCACCUAGUUUUUCUCCGGCAGGAGUGUGCAGCUCCAGGGAACCUCCGGCAUUUACUUCCUCCAGACAACUAGAAUUUGGGAACAGCGAUCAACGGUUUCAGCCAAGCACCCCUUUGUCCCAAAGACCUAUGGUCAGAAAUCUGUCUUCAGCACCAUCCAGUCAUUAUUCAUAUCCAAACCAUGUUCAACCACAGUCCCAGCAUUCCUACACUCAUCCUUACUCUUACCCACCUCAACGUGAUGAUGGACGGCGAUAUAGAAACGAGGAACCAUGGCGGAUGUCUUCAAGUGGACAUAGUGCUGAAAACCAGAGUGGUGCCUGGAUACCUGGAAGAAAUUCACAUACAGGCCAUCCUAGAGUCACAGACAGUUUCUUUCGGCCACUUCCAGAACGUCCACCUUCAGGGACAAUGAGCUAUCAGCCUUCCGCUGCUAGUAACUUACAAGCUGUCCCGGCAAUUCCAGGUCAUGCUGCUUCCCAGAUGCUACCAUCUCGGCCAGAAAUGCCUACCACUAAUUGUUGGAGGCCAGCUUGA